UUACUGAGGUACUUUUCGUAGAACGCCUUGUCAAAACGUUGUUUGAAGUUGUAUCAGCCAUAUUUGUUUCCACGAUGGCAAAUGCGGCUGGGAAAAAUGAUAAUUUCAGAAGAACAUGGGACAGAGAUGAGUACGAAAAGAAAGCUAAAGAGCGAGAACAAGAAUUAGAGGACGACGAAGAUGAAUUGAGUUCAAAGGAGAGACCAUCCGUUCCAGUGAAAAGAGAGCUAUUGAAGAGAAGAGAAUAUGAUGUCGACCUCGAAGCAAACCUCGGGAAAUCAGUGGUUAUAACCAAAACGACACCACUCUCCCAUACUGGAGGGUAUUACUGUAACGUGUGUGACUGUGUAGUAAAAGAUUCAGUGAACUUUUUGGAUCAUAUUAAUGGAAAAAAACAUCAGCGAAAUUUGGGUAUGUCUAUGAAAGUGGAGAGGUCUUCUCUGGACCAAGUGAAGCGACGGUUCGAGGUGAACAAAAGGAAAAGAGAAGAAGAAAAGCAGAAGAAAGAUAAAGAAUAUGAUUUGGAAGAGAGGAUGGCUGUUUUGCGUGAAGAGGAAGAACUUAGGAAACAACAGAGAAAGGUUGCCCGCAGAGAGAAGAAACAAAGGACAGGAACAGUGGAUGAUGGAGAAAUUGAUCCUAAUCUGGCAGCCACCAUGGGUUUUGCAGGCUUUGGGUCAAGCAAGAAAUGAUAUUAUUAACUUGUGACAGUUUUAUUAAGUUAAGUCUUUUUUCAGUAAAAUAGUGAGUGGAAGAAGCUAGUCAGUAUAGAAAAUGUGGGUAAGAUUCUGAGGAAAAAAAGAAUCUUUUUUCUUACUAUUCAAGAUUGUCCCAGUCCCAACAAGAUGAAAUCUUAAUUCAACUUAAAAUCUAUUUGCAAAGAAACCAAAGACAGUGGGCACAAAUUGUUGUUUGAUUGGAAUCUUUUUAUAACAUAUAGUUGCCAGAAAUGAGUCAUUGUUCUUGUUUCCUCAAAGCAAUCAUUUUAUCAACUUGCUCAGACCUGAAAAUUGAAUGAUAACUAGGUCCACUAAGGUCUUGUGUCUUUGCAAUAAUUAGGUAAUUAGGUUUAUUUGGUGUGCUUCACCUGAUUUUCAUAUGUUGUUACUGUAAAUAGUUUCCAUGGUUUCAGUUUCACCAAACUCAAGUUCUUAUUUCAAUUUAUUACUGUAAGCUAAUUUUCAUGUAUUAGAACCCAAAAUGGUAGGGGAAUUUCUUCUUUUCUACUUGCUCUGCCAUAUGAAACUCUUUAGCCAUACUAUGUUUAAAUAGCCAUGAUUAUAUUCCUGCUGUUAGAGAUAAAAUCAAAAUACUGAACUUGUGGAAAUUAAAUCAUUUUUUUUAAAACAGAAACAGUAUUUUUCUAGGGAAGGGGUGGUUUGCCUUAUGUUUUCAGGAAAAGACUUUUGUGCUUAGAUUUUCUGUAUUGCAAGGGACCAGUGGGUGCAACUGCUUUUCUUUGCUGUUGCAAAUGUAUUUUGUUUUACCUAGUUAGGACCCUGUUUGCAUGGUAAAUGAACACAGAUUCCCAAUAUGUGGGUAUUAAACUUACAGUCACCUGUUCCAUUGUGAAGAGAAAACAUUAUAACUAGUCAUAAAGAUGGCAACACUUAUAAAUAAUAAAGCCCACCUGAAAUAAAUGAAUGCCAAUGUUCACCUGACAA
Messenger RNA from Pocillopora verrucosa, 1664 nucleotides. Its product is annotated as zinc finger matrin-type protein 2. Gene Ontology annotation, cellular component: spliceosomal complex; nucleus; U4/U6 x U5 tri-snRNP complex. NCBI's taxonomy places the organism in Eukaryota, Metazoa, Cnidaria, Anthozoa, Scleractinia, Pocilloporidae. Gene Ontology annotation, biological process: mRNA splicing, via spliceosome. The record is from RefSeq and is a predicted model, not a curated record. Gene Ontology annotation, molecular function: nucleic acid binding; zinc ion binding.